GUGCUGUCUGAGGCUGUCUGACCUUCCCUAAAGUCGCUUUUUUAAAACUUAUUUUUUGUCUUUCUGCGUCAAAUUAGAGAUUCCUCGAUAAAGGGAUCCAUUGCCCGUAGGUUUAUGAGAACAAACGUGGAUAGCGACACUGACCAGAGUGGCUCCAACAACGGCGUCAAGGCCAUGGAUACGUCAGAGUGGCUGGAAGAGACGGGAAAGAUGCACAUCCACCGCGCUGACAUGAACAAGCUAAUUAUGAACUACCUCGUCAUGGAGGGUUUUAAAGAAGCAGCGGAGAAAUUUUCAGUCGAGGCGAACAUCAAGCCGCCCAUGGACCUUGACCAGCUGGACGAGAGGAUCCGCAUUCGCUCGACGAUUCAAGCCGGGCACUUUCAGGAUGCCAUGAGGAUGGUCACUGAACUCCACCCAGAAAUUCUAGACGACAAUUCUCAACUAUACUUCCAUCUCCAGCAACAAGUCCUGAUUGAAUUAAUCCGCGAGGGAAGGAUAGAAGAAGCGGUUGUGUAUGCUCAAGACCACCUCGCAGAGAGAGGCCAGAGGGACCCGACCAUUCUGAAUGAACUCGAAAGAACUUUAGCACUUCUGGCCUUUGACCAGCCCGACACCUCCCCCUUUGGAGAUCUCCUUCAUCCAUCUCACAGACAGAAGGUUGCGAGCGAGCUGAACGCCGCAAUCCUCAGAGCACAGAAUCAAGAAGAAACCACACCACUUUUAGCAGAACUUCUAAAGCUCCUUCUCUGGGCCCAAGACGAACUAAACAAGAAGAAAGUCCAGUAUCCCGUCAUGACAGAUCUCAUUAAAGGACAAAUCGAAGAACCAAAGUGAACUAUUUAUUGUGACUUAUUUACUAGAACCAUUGCUGUAGGUUAAGGCUUCAUCCCUAGCAGUUAGUCACAGGCUGCAGUUCGAAAGCAAAACCUCUCGAGUCUAGGGAUUAGAACGUAUCAAAUUUGGCAGGUUUAUUCAGUUGGUAUUUUAUAUAUAUAUGUGUGUAUAAAGAUUUUAAUUUUCAACCAAGGAUACCAAGAGGAGUUCACGUGCCUGUCUGGUAAGUGUUCAAUGUGUAAUGUUACAAUAGUUUGACGUCUGGAAGUGAACCUUUUUCUUCAGUGAGUCAAGAGAUGAUUGUCACUGAUAGACAGAGAGACUUUUGCUUUAAGUUGAAGGCAGGAUACUUGAGUGAAUGUUAUUAUUAUCUCAUUGUUCAGAAGAAGAAGAAGGGUGUAUGAUUUCUCUCUCUCUCUCUCUCUCUCUCUCUCUCUCUCUCUCUCUCUCUCUCUCUCUCUCUCUCUCUCUCUCUCUCUCUCUCUCUCUCUCUCUCAGAUUAUCUAUUUAUGAAGCUUGUUUCAUUACAUAUAAUCAGUGUUAAAUGAUUCCUUGAGAUAUAUAUGCAUGAUCCAGAGCCAAGGUAUGAUUAUUACAUAUUGAGCCUCAUUCAUUGUAUAACACUGAGCUUAUUACAAUUAUUAUUAGUUAUAUUGCUGGUGAUGAAUACCAGAGAAAGAGCUGAAAGGAGAACAGAUUUUAUAUGUGUAAGAUUAUUUGUUAGUAAAUAAAAAUAGAUAAAAAACAA
This is a messenger RNA of Penaeus indicus, 1585 nucleotides long. RefSeq names its product glucose-induced degradation protein 8 homolog. The transcript is spliced from 5 exons. Gene Ontology annotation, cellular component: nucleus; cytoplasm. Gene Ontology annotation, biological process: proteasome-mediated ubiquitin-dependent protein catabolic process. Bases 115 to 837 code for a protein of 240 amino acids. NCBI's taxonomy places the organism in Eukaryota, Metazoa, Arthropoda, Malacostraca, Decapoda, Penaeidae. Gene Ontology annotation, molecular function: protein binding. The record is from RefSeq and is a predicted model, not a curated record.